CAGAACUAGAAGUCUAGAAAGACCCUGUAGAUUUAUGAUUUGAGUGUGGAUAAGAUAGUGUAGUUUGGUUGUAUGGAAAUGCAACCUAGAUUGAUCAAACAACACAGCAUACUUCAAAAUCAAGCUCAAAACACACUCCAAUGGCAGCAUUCUAUCCAGUUGGAACAUUUUGCAUAAACCCUAAUUCCCUCAAUUCGCUUUCCAUAAACCCUAAAUCACAUCGUCCACAACAUAUCCCCCUCAAAACUCCAUUAUCAGUCAACGCAACAUCUUCUUCAUCAUCAUCUUCCACUUCGUAUAAUAAACCUCAAGACACGAGCGACGAAGCAAUGACGAUUGAAGCCUUAAGGCGCUUCAUCAGACUCAAUUUGGGGAACUGGACCGGUUCUUUUCACCAAUUUGAUCCAAAGGGGAAGUUGUUGCAUAAGAUUGAUACUAGGCUCUCUGCUGGAUCUUAUGGUGAAAAUGAUUUGAUUAGUUUGAUUCAAACGUUGUAUAUCAAACAAUGUUCCUCAAGUUAUUCGGCUUCUGGAGGUGAUGAGGAAGCCGAAUGGGCAGAGUACAAGAUUAAAGAAACGAAUAUGUUUACUGCGGAUAAAUAUCAGCAGAUUGGAUUCUUUCCGCAAGAGAAAGCGUUUGCGUUAAGGUAUCAGACAGCUGGUAUGUUAGAGACGGUGUUAAGGGAAGGAGUGUUGGGUGAAGACGACAUUGGAGAGGAAUCGCCAAAAAACCUAAAGAUUCCUUCGAAAUUACCUUCUAUUGUAUGCGAGUGUUGCCUUUAUUCACUAGAGAAAGAUUUGAGAGCAAGAGCAUUCCAUAUAAUGGAUCCAAAAGGUUUUGUCGAAAUGCUUAUCCUUUUUCUUGAAGAAAAAGGUGUUGGAAUUGUUACAGCUCCCUUCCUUGAUGAUGAUUCUAAGGAUGAUGCAAGCCGGAUGACUCCCCACCUUGGCACGUGGAAAGGUCACUCUGUAACAAAGCGUAGCGGUGUUUAUGGCGCAACCGAAUCUGAAGCUGACACAGUGACAUCACUCGGUUUUGAUGACAACGGUCAACUAAUCCAGAAUCAAACUUCGACAUACAAGGGGAAAAAAGCAACCUCAAAUGUGCGUUGGACGGGGAGCAUAUCGGAUAACCUGGUGACCUAUGAUGGUGGUUACCAGAUAACGUUACUACCUGGAGGUAUGUACAUGGGGUGCCCGUGUGAUGUAGGAAAGCAUGUGGCUGAAACCAAGUCUUUCCAUUUGGAAUUCUGUUGGCUCGAGUCACCUACAAAAAGGCAGAGACUGGUUCGCACUUAUGACGUGGAUGGCUUAGCCGUCUCAACAACUUACUUUCUCGAGACCAAAGUAUGAGUCGUUUCAAGCGUUUUUAUUACACUUUUGUUGGUUGAUGUUGUAUCACUUUGUAGCUUUUACCUCUUCACCUUUUAGCUAUUUUCAUGCUCUCAGAUGUUUUUAGAAAAAAAGGGUAAAUGUUGUUUGAUACUAAAAUCCACUUCUAUAUUUUAUAAAUAAUGUUAUAUUCCUAUUA
This is a messenger RNA of Helianthus annuus (common sunflower), 1530 nucleotides long. RefSeq lists its product as uncharacterized. The record is from RefSeq and is a predicted model, not a curated record. NCBI's taxonomy places the organism in Eukaryota, Viridiplantae, Streptophyta, Magnoliopsida, Asterales, Asteraceae. Gene Ontology annotation, biological process: chloroplast fission. The coding region runs from base 141 to 1352 and encodes 403 amino acids. The transcript is spliced from 7 exons.